AUCUCCAGAUUUCUAACCUCGCUAGAUAAACGUAAAUCGAUCUAAUAAUGGCGAAUGAGAAGAUGCUUCCAGCCCAAGAGGCUGCCAAAAUCUACCACACCAAUUAUGUGAGAAAUGCCAGAGCCAUCGGCGUCCUGUGGGCUGUUUUCACCUUAUGCUUCGCCAUCAUUACUGUGGUGGUCUUCAUUCAGCCCUAUUGGAUUGGUGACAGUGUUAACACCCCGCAGGCUGGAUACUUUGGGCUUUUUCACUACUGUAUUGGCAACCCCAUCACCUCCGAAUUGGUCUGUAAAGGAAGCGUGUUUGAUUUUGCCUCGAUCCCCUCUGGGGCUUUCAGGACUGCUAUGUUUUUUGUUGGCACCUCAAUGCUCCUUAUCGUAGGCACCAUCGUGUGCUUGGGUCUUUUCUUCUUCUGCAACUCCGCAAGUGUGUACAAGAUAUGCGCAUGGAUGCAAACAUCUUCAGCUGUGCUGAUGGUGAUGGGUUGUAUGAUUUAUCCGGACGGUUGGGAUGCUCCGGAGGUAAAGCGAAUGUGUGGCGAGCGGACGGGCAAGUACACACUGGGAAACUGCACCAUUCGCUGGGCUUAUAUUCUAGGCAUUAUCAGCAUCCUGGACUCAGGGUUACUGGCACUGCUUGCUUUCACUCUGGGCAACCGGCAAGACAAACUGCUGCCGGACGACUUCGAGGUGGAGGGAGCAAACAACGGAUGAGGUAAAAAACCUAAACCCAACAGGAGAUCUGCAGUGGACAUGGAACUAGGCUACAUUCGUACUAAAGCAAAACAAAAUCAUACAAUCUUAUUAACUUGAAAAGAAACAGUUUCAAUUAAAUUCAAAUGUAUGUAUGUGCAUAGCACCUUUCAUAAUAAAUAUUGUUCUA
Molecule: messenger RNA, 882 nt
Organism: Rhinichthys klamathensis goyatoka
Lineage: Eukaryota; Metazoa; Chordata; Actinopteri; Cypriniformes; Leuciscidae
Gene: lhfpl5b
Product: LHFPL tetraspan subfamily member 5b
Exons: 3
Coding region: 48-713 (221 amino acids)
Biological process (GO): detection of mechanical stimulus involved in sensory perception; sensory perception of sound
Cellular component (GO): plasma membrane
Source: RefSeq, a predicted model, not a curated record